This is a messenger RNA of Ceratitis capitata (Mediterranean fruit fly), 907 nucleotides long. RefSeq lists its product as uncharacterized. Gene Ontology annotation, molecular function: oxidoreductase activity. The record is from RefSeq and is a predicted model, not a curated record. Bases 31 to 798 code for a protein of 255 amino acids. The transcript has a single exon. NCBI's taxonomy places the organism in Eukaryota, Metazoa, Arthropoda, Insecta, Diptera, Tephritidae.
AACACUCAGCGUCUCCACACAGUCGUCGCUAUGAAUUUUACGGGUAAAGUUGUGAUUGUAACGGGCGCUAGUUCGGGCAUUGGUGCCGCUACCGCCGAGGCAUUUGCCAAACGUGGCGCUAAAGUAGCACUUGUCGGACGUAAUAUCGAGAAUUUGAAAUCCACUGAAGCCGCCUGUAAAGCAGCUAAUCCCAAAGCUGAAUUACUACUCAUCGCCGCCGAUGUCACUGUGGACGCUGAGCGCAUUAUCGCUACAACUGUGGAGAAGUUCGGCCAAUUGGAUGUGUUGGUCAAUAAUGCUGGUAUUUUGGCUUAUGGCAGUAUCUUAGAUAUAGGCUUGGAGCAAUUCGAUGCGUUGAUGAAUACAAAUUUACGUGCAGUCUUUCUGCUUACCAAAUUGUCGGCGCCACAUCUCAUUAAGACCCAGGGUAAUAUUGUGAAUGUCUCCAGUGUCGCUGGUUUGCGCACAUUCCCCAACACCUCAAGCUAUUGCACCUCCAAGGCAGCUGUUGAUCAAUUCACGCGUUGUAUUGCCUUGGAUUUGGCGCCGAAAAACGUACGUGUGAAUGCUGUGAAUCCUGGUGUUGUCGUAACGGAUAUUCAUGCACGCAGCGGCAUGACGGAGGAAGAUUAUGCUGAUUAUAUGCGUCGCGCUAAGGAGACGCACGCACUGGGACGUGUGGGCACGACAAAAGAAGUCGCCGAUACAAUUGCAUUUUUGGCAAGCUCUGAGGCGUCUUUCAUCACCGGCGCCACGGUGCCCAUCGAUGGUGGCAAGCAGGCUAUGUGUCCACGUUAAUAUACACACAUUUUUUACAUAAUUAAUUAGAUAAUUAAAUAGAGAUGAUGGAGCAUAUAAUAUUUUUUCUUCAAUAUAUUAAUUAGAAUGACCGAAUCCAACUUUGAAA